AUGGCUUUGAAUAAUUUUAUGGAGAAGCACAUUCGUUCAGAGGCGACUGAUUUAAAAGGGACUCUCGCGGUUGCACAGGAAAAAGUAAAUCGCCAUUUAGAAAGUGUUCUUCAACAAACUCCAAGUCCUUCAAGACGUUUAAAAGAGGCGAUGACGUAUGGAGCUUUAAGUGGAGGCAAAAGGUUAAGAGCAUUUUUGGUCCUCCACAUUGGAGAAUUAUUAAAUCUACCAGAACGGGUACUUUUAGACUUGGCGGCCGCUGUGGAAUGUGUCCAUGCUUAUUCGCUUCUUCAUGAUGAUUUGCCGUGUAUGGAUGAUGCGCCUUUGCGGCGGGGGAGGCCCACGUGUCAUCGGGUUUUUGAUGAUGGCACAGCGCUUUUAGCUGGAAAUGCCUUGCUUACAAUUGCGUUUCAACUGAUUUCAAGACUCGAAGAUCAUCGAAUGUCAGGUCGUUGUUGCUAUUUGAUUUCUGCUUUGUGUGAAGCCGUUGGAAGCCAGGGAAUGAUGUCUGGACAAGUCCUGGACCUAACAGAAAAGGUAGGGGGCCUUUCUUUGGAAGAGACGCUUGUUAUAGAUGAUUUGAAAACAGGGGCUUUUUUUCGCUUUAUUUGUGUGGCUCCUGCAAUUUUAGUAGGCGCCUCAGAGGAUCUUUAUUUGGCGUUAGAAAAGUUUGGACGUCACUUUGGCCAUGCUUUUCAAUUGCAAGACGACUUGCUGGAUUUGGGAGACGCAGAAAAAGAUGGCAAAAUGGUUGGCCAAGAUAUGGAAAGAGGGUGUGUGACAACGGUUACCCUUUUAGGUCCUAAGAUUGUUCAAGAGCGUUUGACUGAAGAAGUUAAGAAGGGACUAAAGGCCCUCUCUUUUUUCCGGGAAAAAGGUUUUCUUUUAGAAGCAUUGAUCAAAUCUUUGUUAAGGAAGACAAGUUAG
Molecule: messenger RNA, 927 nt
Organism: Stylophora pistillata
Lineage: Eukaryota; Metazoa; Cnidaria; Anthozoa; Scleractinia; Pocilloporidae
Product: farnesyl diphosphate synthase-like
Source: RefSeq, a predicted model, not a curated record